CUUUCGUAUAUAAUCCCUGUUUACAACCAGAGCAAUUUGCAAUACUUCCUUACAUGAAGUUCGAAACCAGUCUCAUUAAAUUCAAUCGCAUUGGUACCUGUUGACACCGACACUAUGAGGCUAGUGGCCGAAAUUGGGACUCGAGACAUUUGAAGAGGUUUUCUCGGCUGCGGGCUCGCUGAUUUCAAGUUACCGAUACACUUGCCUAUCCCUUAUUCACAGCCGAGAUCGAAGCUGAACGGUAUUGCGGAACUUACAUGACUGUGCCUGCAUGUACUUUUUGGUGGUUGCCUGCUUCGUUCAGACCAGAUCUUAACACAAAAGGGCCGCAUCCCUCAAAUGUCGAACCCAUAAAUAAUCCAUCGUUCAAACAUUUCCAUCAGGGAACCAGAUUUUUCAUCUUACACCUUUGAUCACACUUCACAAUUCUCAUCAUUUAAGGCAUGUCCUCAACUCACGUUCUGAUUAUUGGUGGUGGAAUAGGAGGUUUAGCUCUUGCCCAAGGUCUCCGAAAACACAAGAUCACCUUCACCAUCUUCGAGCGAGACCCGACUCCUGCUUCACGUGCUCAAGGCUAUCGCAUCAGGGUUGCAGGCAUUGGGGCCGAAGCGCUCUACGGCUGUCUUGACGAUAAACUCUGGGACUUCUUUGAGAAGAGCUGCGCAGCUAUGGAAUUUGGAGCGAGUUCUCUAAAUGCUCUCGAUGCCUCAAACCUUCCAACUCCAGGUCCACCAGGUGGUUUCGGAAAGGGAUCUCAUCGAUAUAGGAGUGGAAGUGAUGUAACAGUGUCUUCGAAAGUGAAGCCUGCAUAUACUGUCGACCGAACUAUGCUGCGGGCUCUACUUCUUCUCGGACAAGAUGAGAACAUCAAAUUCGGGAAAUCUUUCACGCACUACGAAAUCACUGCUGAAGGAAUCAAAGCAUUUUUCGCUGAUGGCACGUCCACUGAAGGCAGCCUUCUCGUCGGAGCUGAUGGUAUCUCAUCUCCAGUCAGAAAACAACUCCUCCCCCAUCAACGAUACGUCGACGUCAACACCCGGGCUAUUUUCGGCAAAACACCCAUCACACCUGAACUCGAAGCAAGCUUCGCGGCUGAAGCAAUGAAGCAUAUAACCAUUAUCAGAGACCCAACCCCCUUCCUAGCAUUCCUCGAACCUGUGCGUUUCCAGCCAAACAUCCCGCAAGCAAGCAACAAUAGGCUACCUCAGAUGGACAACUACGUGUACUGGGUAUUCGCCGGUGCGACAGACGACAUGGGGAUGUCCGAUGAGGACUUUCGCCAUCUGUCGGGCAAGGAAGCGGCAGCUCUCACGAGAAAGUUGACAUCGAAGUGGCACCCGACCUUCAAGCCUCUUUUUGACAUGCAAAGUGAAGAACAAGCAGCUCCCUUGAGGCUGCUUUCCUCGAAGCCUCAUAAACCGGACUUCUCUCCUAAUUCCAGAGUAACAUUACUAGGCGAUGCAGUGCACGCCAUGAUGCCUGCUGGAGGAUCGGGUGCCAACGUUGCACUUUCGGACGCAGCUCUGUUGGUGAACUUGUUGGUUGAGACCAAAGAGAAAGAGGAACCGGUUGGGAAGGAAGUCAUGACGAAGUUUUGGGAUGAGAUGUGGGAGCUUGCGUUACCAGCAAUUCAAGCAAGUGCAGAAGGAGCUUCGAAGCUGUUUGGCUUCGAAGGAUUCGAGAGUACGAAAGAGGUUGAUGUCUGAAGCGUUUUGAGACAUCGAUCUUCCAUCCAUAUUUGAUUUUGUAAUGCGAAUG
Messenger RNA from Mollisia scopiformis, 1758 nucleotides. RefSeq names its product FAD/NAD(P)-binding domain-containing protein. Lineage: Eukaryota; Fungi; Ascomycota; Leotiomycetes; Helotiales; Mollisiaceae. The transcript has a single exon. The coding region runs from base 444 to 1706 and encodes 420 amino acids. The record is from RefSeq and is a predicted model, not a curated record. Gene Ontology annotation, molecular function: FAD binding.